This is a messenger RNA of Adineta steineri, 786 nucleotides long. The record is from the annotation of a GenBank genome assembly. Lineage: Eukaryota; Metazoa; Rotifera; Eurotatoria; Adinetida; Adinetidae.
AUGGAUUUAUUUAAUACUUUGCCGAUAGGUGGAGAUGUACGUAUCAAAAAUUGGCCUUUGAUGCAAAGUGCUCUCCCUACUUUUAUCAUAUGUUUUAUCUAUAUAUCUUGUAUUGUAUUUGGACGAAAAUGGAUGAAAAAUCAAAAACCAUUUGAGCUACGUAAAUUUAUGUUUAUAUAUAAUUUUUUACAAGUAGUCUUCUGUACAUAUAUUACCUAUGAAGCAGUAUAUGUAUGGGCUGAUGAGAAAUAUAGUUUUGUAUGUGAACCUGUUGAUUAUUCAAAUAAAAGUAAUGCUAUUCGAGCAACUAAAGCAUGCUGGUGGUAUUAUAUUAUGAAAAUAGUCGAUUUAAUUGAUACAAUUAUUUUUGUAUUACGUAAAAAAGAUAAUCAAAUAACAUUUUUACAUGUUUAUCAUCAUUUGACAAUGAUGAUUUUUGGAUGGUAUGGAACAGCAUAUGUUCCAGGUGGCCAAUCAUUAUUCAUUGUUAUUAUAAAUUCUUUCAUUCACGUUAUUAUGUAUGCUUAUUAUGGUUUAAGUGCUUGUGGAAGUCAUAUUCAAAAAUAUCUUUGGUGGAAACGUUAUUUAACACAAGCUCAAAUAAUUCAAUUUAUUGCAGUUAUUAUUCAUUCAGUUAUUAAUAUAUUAGCACCAUGUAACUUUCCAAAAAUUUUUGAUCUUACAUUUCUACUCUAUGGCAUAACAAUACUUUUACUUUUUGCAAAUUUUUAUUUACAAAGUUAUAUAAAGAAAGGAAAACGUCGAAACGAAGUAAAAUCACAAUAA